Molecule: messenger RNA, 2174 nt
Organism: Porites lobata
Lineage: Eukaryota; Metazoa; Cnidaria; Anthozoa; Scleractinia; Poritidae
Source: the annotation of a GenBank genome assembly
AUCACAAAGUAUCACAAGGUAUCACAAAGUGUCACAAGGUAUCACAAAGUAUCACAAAGUAUCACAAGGUAUCAUAAGGUAUCAAAAAGUAUCACAAGGUAUCACAAAGAAUCACAGAGUAUCACAAAGCAUCACAAGGUAUCACGAAGUAUCACAAGGUAUCACAAAGUAUUACAAAGCAUUACAAGGUAUCACAAAGAAUCACAGAGUAUCACAAAGCGUCACAGAGUAUCACAAAGCAUCACAAGGUAUCACGAAGUAUCACAAGGUAUCACAAAGUAUCACAAAGCAUCACAGAGUAUCACAAAGUAUCACAAGGUAUCACAUGGUAUCACAAAGUAUCACAAAGUAUCACAAGCCAUCACAAAGUAUCACAAGGCAUCACAAAGUAUCACAAAGUAUCACAAGGCAUCACAAAGUAUCACAACGUAUCACAAAGCAUCACAAGGUAUCACAAAGUAUCACAAGGUAUCACAAAGCAUCACAAAGCAUCACAGAGUAUCACAAAGUAUCACAAGGUAUCACAUGGUAUCAGGACCAUUAUUGUUUGUUUUGUAUAUCAAUGACCUCCCUUGUGCUACUCGUCUUGCUGAAACUAUGCUUUUUGCAGAUGAUACUAGUGUGUUUUAUUCUAAUCCCGAUUUAAAUUGUGCUAUUUCUGCCGUAAAUAAUGAUUUAUCUCAAAUUGAUCUUUUUAUGAAAGCAAAUAAGCUCUCUGUUAACAUAACGAAAACUAAUUAUAUCAUUUUUGCAGCAAGGCAAAAACCAGUCGGCUUCCCAAUAAAUCCUGUCUUGUACGAUGAGGUUUUAUUAAAACAAGUAAAGGUAGUUAAAUUUUUAGGGGUUUUUAUCGACGAGCAUCUAACGUGGAAGCCGCAUAUUACUUAUAUAUGUAAGAAAAUUUCAAAAUCUAUUGGCGUCAUGUUUAGGUCUCGUUUCUUUCUUUCUGAAACAACAAAAAGUCUCUUUAUUAUACCUUAAUUUAUCCUUAUUUAACAUAUUGUACCACAGUUUGGUCCUCCACUUAUGUAACAAACCUUAAUAGAAUUUUUUCUUCUACAAAAGCGAGCAGUACGAAUUAUUACAAAUGCAGAUUUUCGCGCACUCUGAACCAUUAUUUUUUCCGUUUAAAGAUUUUGGACAUAUACAACAUUAAUUCAUUCUAUACUGCACAAUUUAUGUUUUCAUAUUAUCAUCAAUUACUGCCACCGCUUUUUUUCGAACCUUUUUGUUACUAGUAGCAAUAUUCAUAAUUAUAAUACUAGAAGUUCCUCGCAUUUCCGUUCUCAUGCCUGCCGAACUAACACCAAACAAUUUUCUAUUUUGUUCCAAGGCCCUAAAAUUUGGAAUUCUUUACCAAACUCAGUCACUUCGAUUUUUACAUUGCAAUCGUUUAAAACGAAAGUUUUUGAUUUUCUACUAUAUCGAUAAUGCGUCUUGUACUGUCCGUUGUUGUGUGUUGUUAUAGUUCUAUUGCUUAAUAUUAUUGUAACGAGGGGGCCUCCUCGUACAAGCCUUGUGGUUUUCUGAGGUCCCCUCGCCACAUCUUUGUAUAAUGUAAUGCUUGUGUAAUCUUUAUUGUGGGAAAAUAAUAAAUAAAUAAAUAAAUAAAUAAGUAUCACAAAGUAUCACAAGGCAUCACAAAGUAUCACAAGGCAUCACAAGGUAUCACAAAGUAUCACAAGGCAUCACAAAGUAUCACAACGUAUCACAAAGUAUCACAAGGUAUCACAAAGUAUCACAAGGUAUCACAAAGCAUCACAAAGUAUCACAAAGUAUCACAAGGUAUCACAAGCGAUCUCAAAGCAUCACAAAGUAUCACAAAGUAUCACAAGGCAUCACAAAGUAUCACAAGGUAUCACAAAGUAUCACAAGGUAUCACAAAGUAUCACAAAGUAUCACAAGGCAUCACAAAGUAUCACAAGGCAUCACAGAGUAUCACAGGGAGGGUCUUUCUGCGGGUACCGGCAAGCUUUGUAUUUUUGGUCACUUGGGAUUAGUCUUUAUUUGGAGUUGUUUUGUUUCCUGUCUUUUAUUACUAUUGUGUUACGUAAUCUGUGCUCCGGUACUCACAGAAGGAACCCACAAGGAAUCACCAAGUAUCACAAAGGGAACUCACCUUUACCGUAGCGCUUUUAUCUUACAUUACAUUCACUAACAUUGCACUCUUUUGA